Messenger RNA from Hibiscus syriacus, 697 nucleotides. Its product is annotated as probable WRKY transcription factor 75. Gene Ontology annotation, molecular function: DNA-binding transcription factor activity; sequence-specific DNA binding. Gene Ontology annotation, biological process: regulation of DNA-templated transcription. Lineage: Eukaryota; Viridiplantae; Streptophyta; Magnoliopsida; Malvales; Malvaceae. The transcript has 3 exons. The record is from RefSeq and is a predicted model, not a curated record. The coding region runs from base 148 to 675 and encodes 175 amino acids.
GCCAUCAUCUUCUAAGUUUCUCUUGCUUUCCCUCUUAAAUCCGCUCUCGAAUCCGCUCUUCUUCUUUGCACACUGAACACUAUAUUCAAGUACCGACCAGGCUCGGUGAAUCUAUCGCUCUCUGUCCGAGUUUGUUGGUCUCUAUAUAUGUCGUUUAAGAUGGAAAAUUUCGAGGGAUUUUUCUCUGGAUCAUCAUCGUCAUCAACCUUGAACCUUACGAACUUCCUUGGUUAUGGUGAAGCUCAAGGUGAGAGGGAUAACGGGAUAUUGGGAUUAAUGGAGGAGAUGGGAGUUUCUGCUGUUAAGGACGACGGUUUAGGCGGGACGACAGGUGAAAGUGCAGAGAAAAUAGAUAAGACGAAGAAGGGAGGAAAUAAAAAGACGAGGAAGCCGAGAUAUGCUUUUCAAACCAGGAGCCAAGUUGAUAUCCUGGAUGAUGGUUAUCGAUGGAGGAAAUAUGGUCAGAAAGAUGUCAAGAACAACAAAUUUCCUAGAAGUUAUUAUCGAUGCACACAUCAAGGAUGCAACGUGAAGAAACAGGUUCAAAGACUAACUAAAGAUGAAGGAAUUGUUGAGACAACCUACGAAGGCAUGCAUUCACAUCCCAUCCAGAAAACUAGCGACAACUUUGAGCAUAUUUUGAGUCAGAUGCAAAUCUACACUUCUUCCUUUUAAAUCUGUACAUUAUACUAUUAUA